AUGGCUCCAAUCACCAACAAGAAGGCUAAGUCCGCCAACAAGUACACCGUCGAUGUCUCCGCUCCAACCGAGAACGGUGUCUUUGACCCAGCUUCCUACGUGAAGUUCUUGAACGACAAGAUCAAAGUUGAGGGUGUUGUCGGUAACUUGGGUAACGACAUUGUCGUUGAGGAGUCCAACAACGUUGUCACUGUUGUCUCCACCACCAAGUUCUCUGGUAAGUACUUGAAGUACUUGACCAAGAAGUACUUGAAGAAGAACCAGAUCAGAGACUGGAUCAGAUUCGUCUCUAUCAAGCAAGGUACUUACAAGUUGACUUUCUACUCUGUUGAGGCCGAGGAGGAAGACGAGGAGUAAGAAGUUUUCAUUGAGUGAUUGAUGACUACCCGCUAGUCAUUUAUUUUUACAAUGUCAUACCUUUCUGUUUCCUUUUUUAAUGUUGCUUUCAUGGGUUUUAUGGUGUUUUAAUGAAAUAAUCUAGAGUUUCUGGAAG
This is a messenger RNA of Williopsis jadinii, 493 nucleotides long. Its product is annotated as 60S ribosomal protein eL22. Bases 1 to 357 code for a protein of 118 amino acids. Gene Ontology annotation, molecular function: structural constituent of ribosome; RNA binding. The transcript has 2 exons. Lineage: Eukaryota; Fungi; Ascomycota; Saccharomycetes; Phaffomycetales; Wickerhamomycetaceae. Gene Ontology annotation, cellular component: ribosome. Gene Ontology annotation, biological process: cytoplasmic translation. The record is from RefSeq and is a predicted model, not a curated record.